Messenger RNA from Xiphophorus maculatus (southern platyfish), 1861 nucleotides. It is a transcript of the gene cthrc1b, whose product is annotated as collagen triple helix repeat containing 1. The transcript has 4 exons. NCBI's taxonomy places the organism in Eukaryota, Metazoa, Chordata, Actinopteri, Cyprinodontiformes, Poeciliidae. The record is from RefSeq and is a predicted model, not a curated record. The coding region runs from base 570 to 1259 and encodes 229 amino acids.
CAGCGUACAAUUGGGUAACGGAAGGAAAAGAAUAUCAUCAUUUGAAAUGUGGUGUUCAUCUGUUUUUACUCUGACACCCUUAAGUAAAAGCCUGUGCAAGCAAUUUAUCUUAGAAGCCACCUGAUAAUUUAUCUAUUUAUUGCAAAGAAUAGAAAAACUUAAGAUAUGGAAAGCAGAUAUAAAUGCCCUACUAAAGAUUUGAACUCAUCAGACUGUUAUCUCUAAAAAAUAAAUAAGAAUAAGAACCGAAAACCACUUUUUUGUUUGUUUGUUUUUUAAAUCUUUUUCGAUUACACUUUACUGUUACGCUGUAGCGAGGCGCUCUUGAUCUGAGCUCGGAUUUAUUUUUAUUUAUUUUUUUAUACACUGACUCAAGAUCUUGACAGAGUGGCCUCACUGUGCCCCCCUCCACAUCACCCGGGAAUGUUUUCUUUAGCUCCGUCUCUGCGCGGUGACUGGCUCCUUCCCCUGUCGGCCUGCCCUCCUCCGGCCUCCUGCUUAGACGGACUGUCGCCUCGCAUCGCUCCCUCACACGGCGGCACACUGACUCGGCUGUCACCACCGGCAGGAUGUCUCCUCUGGCGAGCCGCCUGCUCGUCCUCCUCUGCCUGGCGUUGCCUCUUUACGGCGUGGAAAAGGUGAAAAACAGAGGAUACCGAAAGGAACCCGACGUUGACAAGUAUGGCAGCUGCAUGCAAGGCCCAGCAGGAACCCCUGGAAGAGACGGCAACCCCGGAGCCAACGGCAUUCCAGGCACGCCGGGCAUCCCGGGCCGUGACGGGCUCAAAGGUGAAAAAGGGGAAUGCGUGAGCGAGAUCUUUGAGGAACCCUGGAGGCCCAACUACAAGCAGUGCGCCUGGAACGCACUGAAUUAUGGGAUCGACCUGGGUAAAGUGGCGGACUGCACGUUCACCAAGCUGCGCUCGGACAGCGCUCUCAGAGUCCUCUUCAGCGGUUCCCUGCGACUCAAGUGCAAGAACGCCUGCUGCCAGCGGUGGUACUUCACCUUCAACGGGGCCGAGUGCACGGGACCCCUGCCAGUGGAGUCAAUCAUCUACUUGGACCAGGGGAGUCCGGAGCUCAACUCCACUAUCAACAUCCACAGAACAUCCUCAGUCGAGGGGCUGUGCGAGGGCGUCAAGGCAGGGUUGGUGGACGUGGCGGUGUGGGUGGGGACCUGCGCCGAUUAUCCCCGGGGAGACGCUUCCACGGGGUGGAAUUCUGUGUCCAGGAUCAUCAUAGAGGAGCUGCCUAAAUGAGAAGACAGAGCGAUAUGAAAGGGAGGACUCGGUCUUUGUUGUGUAGGAGCAAGUCGCCUGACACGCCAGAAAUAAUCAGGUACGGCCGGUUGAGGCGUGACAGAGCCACUGAUGGUACCUUGAAUGUUUUUUUUUGUUGUUGUUCUGUUUAAUUACACGUACAGAAAAUUCUGUUGCUCCGCCUCCUAGACGUAAAUUCUGUACUGUGUUUUUUUGUUGUUGGUCUGCUGGUGGCCUGGUAAUUGAUUACAGUAACCAUUCAAAUGUACUGUAUGACGUUUGUGUGUGUGUGUGUGUGUGUGUGAAUUGUUUCUGUCAAUAAAAUCACCUUUUUCUAAAGACUCGACUUUAUCGCUUGUAGGAAGUGGAAAAGACGUGGGAUUUCCAGGUUUUGAGAAAUGUGGACAAGAAAACUGAGCUUAGGAACAUAUUUAUAUUUUACAGAAAAUGUCCCGUUGUCUGACUUGUGUCCAUUCGUCAGUUCAUCCUUCCAUUUUUUCCAUUUCUUCUUUUGAUCCAUGCAUUUAAUCAACAUCAUUCAUCUGUCAGUUCAUCUAUUAUUAACCCACCCAUCUGUUUGUCCAUUGUUUUUUUUAGCAUCC